AUGAGUAUUUUUGAAAAAAUACUGGAAUCGUGUCCAGUUAUUGAACCACAGCUGAAUGAACUUUGUAAUAGUAAUAGUUCGGGACCUAAUGCUGAAUCGUGUAAAAAUAUUAAAGUUUACGUAUUUCUUUCAAAUGCCGAUUGUUACAUAAGUAAAGUAUUUUAUCCGUUAACUGUACUAUUUAUUAUAAUUGGUACAGUACUUAAUUUAUAUUCUUUAUAUUGUUUUACUAAAAUAAAUAAACGCAAUUCUCAAAAUAUUUAUUUAUCUAUAUUAUCACUCGUUGAUACAAUUAAUUUACAUAUUAAUUUUGCUUUACCUAUGUUACGAAAAAUAGAUCCAAUUGAUGAAGGAUUUCGUCGUUUAAAUCUGGUAUGUCGUUUAACUGGUGUAUUUACAGAAUUUUUUCUAAUUUUUCCAACAUGGAUUGUUGUUUUAUUAACAUUUGAACGUUUAAUAUUCAUUGUACGACCAUCAAAACGUCGUUCAUCCUAUACACAACUAAGAGCAAAAAUAUCGAUACUUUUCUUAGCAAUCGUUGUUCUAUCGUUAUGUUUAUAUCGUUUAAAGGAUUUGAAAGGUAUUGAUCAACUUAGUGUUUUUUCUAUUCUUGCAUGUGAUACAGACGAUGAAUCAUCUGAAAAAAAUGGAAAACGACAAUUAUAUGAUAAAUUAAGAUAUAUGAAUUUAAUAAUUUGGACAAUAUUACCAGAAUUUUUAACAUUGAUAAUGAGUUUAAUUAUAAUUUAUCGAAUAAAAUUAGUUGCUAGAAGAAUGCAAUCAGAUCAUUCACGAGCUUGUCAAACAAAAUAUAAUCAAGCAACAAGAAUAGUUUUAUUGAUAUCAAUACUGUUUCUUAUUUUUCAAACUCCAACAGGUAUUAUGAUUACACUUGAUUUUAUUUAUGGAAAAAAUAAAAGAACAACGGGUAUUAUAAUGAUUCUUGUUUCAAAUAAAUUAACUAUGAUUCUUUAUGAAAUCAAUUUAUCAUGUAAAUUUUUUAUUUAUAAACAAACAUUCCGAAAUUUUAAGGGCAUAUUAUGUACGUCAUUUUUUCAAUUUACUCGUCGACCAAAUUCAGCUAAACUAGGUCGACCUGUUCUGGAGAAUGUACAUCAUUGUUCAAAUCAUCAAAAAGUUCAUUUUAGUUCGUAUAAACAAUCAAUAACUUCUCGAGCUAGUCAAAGUGAUUCGUAUUCGAAAAGUGCUGAAGAAUAUCAUUAUAUUUUAAAUAAUCGUCAUCCUCGAACAAAUUCAACAAACAUAUCGAAAUUAAAUCGAGAACAAAAACCAUUAAAUGUUGUUAUGACUAAAGCAAAUGCUGAAGCACAUAUAUCAUUAUCACGGAGAGCUGAUUUAUCCGGACGAUAUGAAAGAAAAUAG
Adineta steineri is the source of this 1383-nucleotide messenger RNA. Lineage: Eukaryota; Metazoa; Rotifera; Eurotatoria; Adinetida; Adinetidae. The record is from the annotation of a GenBank genome assembly.